AUGUUUAUUCUUAAAUCUAAAGAACAUGGUUAUGAUAUUCAUUUAUUUAAACAAUAUUGGACAAAGAAAUAUUCUCAACCAUGUUUAUUUAUUGAUCCAAAACAAUUAAAAAUUGAAAAUAAAAAAUUAUUUGAUAACAAUACAAAUUAUUGUAUUGAACAAUUUAUUUUUGAAUUACAUCAAGAUGAAAUUUUACAAUUAUCGGAUGAAAUUAUUGAAUUAUUUAUUAAAAAUAAUCAGUUAAAUUAUAUAAAUGAUCUUCGAACAAUAUUUAUUUUACAUGAUAAACGUUUAUUUUCACUUUUAUCAAAUCAACAAUUUCUUUAUGCUUUAUUAAAUAAAUCAUCACAUAGAUUUAUACAAUUAAUACCAACAACCUAUGUUAUUAAUAAAAUACCAAAUUAUUUAAAAGAUUCUAUGAUUAAUAAUAAACAAGAUUGGUGUAUUAAACCAAAUUCAUCUGGAAAAGGAGAAAAUAUUACUAUAGGUACAGAUAUUUAUCAAAUAGAUUUUUUUGUUUUUUCUAUUAAAGUUUGA
Messenger RNA from Rotaria sp. Silwood2, 537 nucleotides. The record is from the annotation of a GenBank genome assembly. NCBI's taxonomy places the organism in Eukaryota, Metazoa, Rotifera, Eurotatoria, Philodinida, Philodinidae.